GGGUCAUUAAAAAAUCUUAUUCGAGAACAGCCUGUAUGUUUAAAUGGAGAAUCGAAUUGACGCCUUGGACGUCUCGCCUCCAUGUUUCACCGUUUCUGUGAAAAAGGCCCUCAGAUGUUUUCUGCACCCAGGACUACUGUUGUUAAAAUAAACUAAAUUAAUUGUUAAAAUAGGCUAAUAUACCCCAGAGUCUCAGCUGUAUCGUUCGUUAUGUUUCCUUGAUGCUGCAAGCGACGUUAAUGGAGGUCCUCGGUGCACCAGACUCUAAAUUCCUCCUCACAACUGGAAGAAAAUCUGUUCUGUCUAUAAUUAGAUACGAGGAUGUUUCAAACAUUAUCGAGUGACAAAACGGUAUGGGUGCAGACUGAAAGGACAAGUUUCUUUUUUUGGGGGGGGCUCACGGGAUGGUCGUUUCCAUGGAGACGGGAUGCAGGAGCUCCGGCUGCUGCUGAGGCAAGGGGAAAAAAGAAGUGUGUGUGGGUGCUGCUUGUAGCAUCGGCCGUCAGAAGGUUGAACACGUUUGCAAAGAUGGUUACAACAGACCAUGGUGGAAUCGUGCACGUGUUAGAGAGCAUACCACAUUAAGACAGGUCAGGAAAUAACGCACAGCAUCCUUUGGUGCUGUUGAGCCGACCGCCAUUGACUCCAUCUCACCGGUGCGGAGGGCUCAUUGCUCGCGAUGUGAUGCAUCAAACCCCUCCCCUCUUUUCAAGAGGCAUCGCUGUCCUGAUGCUGGAAAUAUACACGUAGUCUACUGCCAUGGCGCCUAGGUUCCAGGUGAAGGUAAGGAUGCGCUGUCGCAUCGACUGUUUUACGCCUUCACCGCGCCGGGCUCAGCAUUAGCAGCGCACACUAUCAAUUGGAGAUGAAUCCAACAGGCCCACAGUGUGUCGCCUGCUGAGAUUGCAAUAGCCUGUAAUUGCGAUUGGCUGAAUUGCUAGACGAGGAGAGAAAGGCAGGCCGGAGUUGACAUUGGAGAAUGACACAGAGACACUGAAGUGGACUGAGAGAGAAAUCUAACAUGAAGAGCCUGGAGCAUGAGCUGCAUUGCCCUGUGUGUAAGGACAUAGUCAAACAGCCCGUGGUCCUGCCAUGCCAGCACAGUGUCUGCCUCAUGUGCGCAUCAGAGGUCUUAGUGGCAAAUGGCUACCCACCUCCAGAUCUUCCCCCGGAGCCGAACUCCCCAGCCUCCACACCCAACACCCGCUCACCUCGUCAGGCCCGAAGGCCUACACCCAAAGCAGAGCAGCGACCUAUUGACCGCGUGCUGCGGGCAGGUCCCCACCCACCGUCGCCAUCUAUGCCCCGGUCUCCAGGAUAUGGGACGUAUCCAGGGCGACGCCGCAAGGAGGGCCCGCCUCUGGUAAUGAUGUUCCCUUGUGUCCCCUGUGGCCGAGAUGUGGAGCUGGGAGAGAAGGGCCUCACUGAAUGUCUGCGCAACCUCACCCUGGAGCGUAUAGUGGAGAGGUACAGACACACAGUGAGUCUGGGCAGUGUGGCUGUCAUGUGUCAGUUUUGUAAGCCUCCUCAAGCUCUGGAGGCCACCAAGGGCUGCGCUGACUGCAGGGCCAAUUUUUGUAACGAGUGUUUCAAGCUGUAUCACCCGUGGGGGACGCCACGGGCACAACAUGAACAUAUCCAGCCUACACUCAACUUCAGACCAAAGGUUCUGACCUGCCCAGAACAUGACCAGGAAAAGCUACAGUUUUAUUGUAGGUCCUGUCAGCGGCUGCUCUGCCCUCUCUGCAAACUGCGUCGCAUCCACACCGGACACAAAAUCCUGCCAGUGGCCCACGCAUACCAAGCCCUGAAGGAGAAGAUUACGAAGGAGAUGAACUACAUUCUGUCCAACCAGGACACAGUUCUGGCUCAGAUUACCCAGCUGGAGAGUUCCAUCACUCAGACUGAGGUAAAUAGUGUGUCGGCCAGAGAGCAGCUGGCUCAGAGCAUCAGGGAUCUGACGGCUGCUCUCGCCGAGCGUCACGCUUCGCUCACCCAGGCUCUGGAGGCGGCGCGAAAAAAACGAGGCGAGGCGUUGGCUGCUCAAGUGGCGGAGAGACGGGGUUUGAUGGAACAUGCAGGGCUCAUGGCGUUUACCCAGGAGCUGUUGAAAGAAACCGACCAACCCUGCUUUGUGCAGGCUGCUCGCCAGACUCAUAACAGGUUCAGCACAGCAAUUGAGAAUCUGCAGCAUUUCACUCUGGCUGCUGAUCCAUCCUUCAGACACUUCCAGCUGGACGUCUCCAAAGAACUCAAACUCCUGACAGAGUUGAACUUCAUCCAGGCUCCCCUGGCUCCAGUGAUCGAUACCCAGCGCACCCUGGCCUACGACCAACUCUUCCUGUGCUGGCGACUGCCCCAAGAGUCUGCACCCGCUUGGCACUUCUCUGUUGAGUAUCGCCGUCGGGGUGUGGUGCCAGGAGGAGCCUCUAGAGGCGGGAUCAGAGGAGGAUUGGCUGCCGCUCGUUGGGGCUGGCAGCGAUUGGAUGAAGUGAGUGGGACCAGCGCUGUUAUUGACAGGUUGGAGAUGGAUAGCGUGUACGUGCUGCGGGUGAGAGGCUGCAACAAGGCGGGCUACGGGGAGUACAGUGAGGAGGUGUACCUGCACACCCCGCCCGCACCAGUGCUCAACUUCUACCUGGACUCUCGCUGGGGUCUCCAUGCCGACCGGUUGGUGGUCAGUAAAGAGCAACGUUGUGCUCGCAGUGUCCCUGGUCUCUCUCUGCUGCAGGCUGCUGACCACGCCCUCACUUCCUGUCACCUGACCUCUGACCUUCUGGUGGGGGAUGUGGCUAUUACACAGGGACGGCAUUACUGGGCAUGCUCAGUGGAGCCUGGGUCUUACCUAGUGAAGGUGGGAGUUGGACUGGAAUCUAAACUACAGGAGUGGUUUCACCUUCCACAGGACAUGGCCAGUCCCCGCUACGACCCAGACAGCGGUCAUGACAGCGGAGCGGAGGAUGCUCUGGACUCUGCUCCACCAUUCUGCUUCCUGACUAUGGGGAUGGGUAAGAUCUACCUGCCCCAGCACAACAACCACCACCACCACAGUAACCAUGGGAACGGUAACCGAGACCCCAUCACCAACGGCAACGGCCCCUCCUCACCCGCAGGCCUCACCUACCCGCUGCCGCCCCGGCUCGGUGUGUGCCUUGACUUUGAGAAGGGUCGCGUCACCUUCUACGAUGCCCACUCUCUGCGGCCCCUGUGGGAGGGUCAUGUGGAUUGCUCCGGCCCUGUGUGCCCGGCUUUCUGUUUCAUUGGUGGUGGGGCGCUGCAGCUGCAGGAGCUGGUAGCCAAUCGCAAUGCGGAUCAGACCCCAGUCAGAAGGGUAACCAUCCAACCCCGUGUCUCUAAUUUAAAUAACAACUGACAGCUGAUCUGAGGUCAUAUGGUAAUUUGGAAUGUAAUUGGUAAUUGUGAAGUAUUUACUCAGCUAGAGCGAAAAGUUAGACAUCUCAGCGAUUUUGUUUUGUAUUUGAGUUUCUUUGUAUAAGAAAACGUUUCUAUAGCAACAAAUAUGCAAUGUAAUUAAGUUUCUUACAUUUUUGUUAUAUGCAGUUUUGCAAGAGUUAUUGCUUAAGUAGUGUCUGGUGUAUCCAGCACUUAAUAUGUAAUUAUAUCUUUGAUGCUUGCACUUAUAGCCAAGCUAAAUUGCAUACAUUUAUAAAGCUUAUGUAGAUGCAGCACCAUACAAUGUCGUCCUUGCUGUAGAAGCUUUUACUGUUAAUUCAUGCCCUCAAUGUUAAGAGCUUAUGUUUAAGAGAUAUGAACACUAUGAGAGUAAAGACAAAGGCCUCGUCUAUUUUAUUGCAUCUAUAACUUGUGUUUAACCACACAGAUUUCUUUGCUGUCGCUGAACACUUUCCAGUCAUUCACCCAUUAUGAUCCCAACCAAAGUUAUUGUUUUUCUGGGAUGUAAAUGUGGUAAAUUAGAGAUAGAGAGGAACAAUGAGGCAAUACUGUAAUUAGAAGCUCCAAUUAUACCUCCACUGCACAGCUAAUCACUAGUUUCCGCGGUUUUGUUUGUGCAUUGCUGUUUUGUAUUUCAAAUACAUGACUCAGAUGUGUGUGUGCGAGCAUGUGUGUGUUUGCUUCCCUUUGCGCAUGGGUGCGUGUGUGGUUUGACUGAUAACAGCAUUGAUUCAUUGGCUGACGGUUAAAAGUUGUUUUCUAGCAAACAAUACUUUAGAUUGUUUUUUUUUUGUUUGUUUUUUUUAACCUUGCUUGAUUGUAAGUUAAUGAGCAGUGCUUCUUAUGAAAUGAUUAGCAGGCUAAAUCCAUGUAAACUUCACCUGCUGGCAGAAUAUUUGCAAAAGAAAAAUGGAUUAAGGAAAUAAACACUGAAUAAAUGCAAAUUGUUUAAAUUACAAAAUCACCUCCUGUUUCCUUUUGUUGUUGUUUCUGUUUAAUUCGAAUCUAUCAACCGUACAUAAUCACCUACUUCUCUGAGAGGAUGGAGCGUCACCAUUAUUCCACCACUAGGGUGCAGCAGGACAUAGCAGAACACCAGUGAUAUCCCCAACCUCAUCUCAACACAUUGCAGCUUUUGUAGUAGUUUUAUUUGGAAAAUACCCAUUUUUCAUACAAAAAAAGUUCUCCUUUAUAAGAUAUUGGCAGACAUAAAUUUUGAAAUGUGCUGUUAAAAAUUGGCAUCCUUUCCCGAAUCUCUUCCUAAAACUCUUACAGAUUUGCUUUUAUGGAUUUCUUACUUU
Molecule: messenger RNA, 4715 nt
Organism: Epinephelus moara (kelp grouper)
Lineage: Eukaryota; Metazoa; Chordata; Actinopteri; Perciformes; Serranidae
Gene: trim46b
Product: tripartite motif containing 46b
Exons: 12
Coding region: 1022-3373 (783 amino acids)
Molecular function (GO): zinc ion binding; protein binding
Source: RefSeq, a predicted model, not a curated record